Molecule: messenger RNA, 5905 nt
Organism: Acanthopagrus latus (yellowfin seabream)
Lineage: Eukaryota; Metazoa; Chordata; Actinopteri; Spariformes; Sparidae
Gene: epb41l5
Product: erythrocyte membrane protein band 4.1 like 5
Exons: 27
Coding region: 620-2989 (789 amino acids)
Cellular component (GO): cytoskeleton
Molecular function (GO): cytoskeletal protein binding
Source: RefSeq, a predicted model, not a curated record
AUUGUGAUGAGAAGCGUUCAGUUAUGUGCUUGUUUGAGUUAUUAAUCUUCUUUCUGAAGGUUUUGUAUAGGUUUCCAAGCCCGUUUUUUUACAUUUCAGAACGGGUUUGGCUGCCUGGAACACCUCAACGGUUUAUUCUUUGACCCGAAAACACAAAUAACGAGCAAUUUUAACUUAGACUUCUAUGACCGUUAGCUAAUUUUUUCAGAUUAAGUUAGCUAAUUAACGGUUAAUUUGGUGUGUAAACUCCAUCUCAAAUGUGGUCUUUAUCCUUACUUCGCUUUUUGUAUUCGUCGAAUAGCAUUAGAGGAAAAAUAUUAUUUCUUACUGACGAUUUAAGAUAUUUUUAUCCUUGUUAGCUGAAGUUUUCGUUAGCUAACGUUAACUAACGUAUAAACGUCAACUUGUUAAUCAACGUAACUAGCUAGCUAACUGACAUAACCAUGGUUACUGCUGCUCAUUCAGUUGAAUCGUAGUACGUGAUCAAUUGUUCGUCUGUCUAGUUAAAUUGAUGUUCAUUUAUGUCAACUUGCCAUAUCGCCUAAUUAAGCUAUUUUGCUUGUCGCCUCAACUCUUCCAGGGUCAGGUGUGGUAGUGUAAGCCUCCCUCUCCCCCCAUCAUGCUGAGUUUCCUGCGCAGGACGCUGGGGCGACGCUCCAUCCGGAAACAUGCAGAGAAAACCCGGUUACGAGAGGCUCAGCGUGCCACGACGCACAUACCUGCUGCUGGGGAUGCAAAGUCUAUCAUCACCUGCCGCGUAUCCUUACUGGAUGGGACAGACGUCAGUGUUGACUUGCCGAAAAAAGCCAAAGGUGAGGAGCUGUUUGACCAGAUUAUGUACCAUCUGGACAUUGUAGAGAAAGACUACUUCGGACUGCGCUUCAUGGACUCGGCACAAGUGCCGCACUGGCUUGAUGUCACAAAAAGUAUCAAAAAACAAGUAAAAAUUGGUCCACCAUACUGCCUUCACAUGAGAGUAAAGUUUUACUCCUCAGAACCGAAUAACCUGCACGAGGAGCUCACCAGAUACCUAUUUGUGUUACAGUUAAAGCAAGACAUCCUCAGUGGCAAGCUAGAAUGUCCCUUUGAGACAGCGGUGGAGUUAGCUGCCUUCUCACUACAGGCUGAGCUAGGUGAUUGUGACCCAUUAGACCACAGUGUGGACCUGGUGACAGAAUUUCGCUUCGUCCCCAACCAAACAGAAGAUGUGGAGCUGGCAAUAUUCAACGCAUGGAAGGAGUGCAGAGGUCAGACACCAGCCCAAGCUGAAAUAAACUACCUGAAUAAAGCAAAAUGGCUAGAAAUGUAUGGGGUGGACAUGCAUAUGGUCAAGGCACGAGAUGGUAAUGAAUACAGUUUGGGUUUGACACCCACCGGAGUUCUGGUUUUUGAAGGAGAAACCAAGAUUGGGCUUUUCUUCUGGCCGAAGAUCACAUGUCUGGAUUUCAAGAAGAGCAAAUUAACGCUUGUGGUAGUCGAGGAUGACGAACAGACUGAUUCUCCGCAGGGCAAAGAACAGGAGCACACGUUUGUCUUCAGGAUGGACCACCCCAAAGCCUGUAAGCACCUCUGGAAGUGUGCCGUGGAACACCAUGCUUUCUUUAGGCUCAGAGGGCCGGUACAGAAGAACUCUGCACGCUCUGGAUUCAUUCGCAUGGGAUCACGCUUCAGAUACAGUGGAAAGACGGAGUAUCAGACGACCAAGGCCAACAAAGCGCGGCGGUCAGCCUCCUUUGAGAGAAGGCCCAGUCGACGUUACUCUAGAAGAACCAUGCAGAACAGAGGACCAUUUAUUCUCCAAGAGGUUCUUUCAUCAGGCAAUGGUGUCAGCUCCACCAAAGACACCAAGCAGGUUGCUCCUAGCAGAGGUGCUUGGUCAGCCAUGCCUGUGGUCAGCCCGGUAGCUGCAGCUGCCUGUGCGCCGAUGGAAAUCGAGGCCCUACCCAGGAGCCCUGGAGGAGAAAAGAGGAGUGUGCCCAUGGUUGCUGACCUGAUGGAGACGUGUAUUGAUGACGUCCUCAGAGCUCCUGUCGUCCCCACUGUGACGCCUGCAGACGAGGCCGGGCUGAGCAACGCCUAUGCCGCUGCGAGUCCUGCUGGGGAGGAUCCUCUCAGCCUCAGUGAGGCAGCGGCUCGUCUGAAGCAGCUGGCGUUGGACAGCAGUCCUCUUCUUGCGACUCCAAGAAAUAACAUGAAUGUCAACAUGGCACUGAACAAUCAGGAGGACGUGGUGAAGCUGACAGAGAAGUGUGGUCUGAACAGUGCAGGCAGUAGUAGCCCAGUUGCCACUCCACUGCGCCCCCCAGAGGAUCUGAAGAGCAACAUCCUGAAAGCACAAGCUGAGGCAGCUGCCCUCAAGGGACCUUUGGAGGAACAUGUUGUAGUUGUCAGUGGAGAUAAAAACUGUAACUUGCAGGAUGUUUCUACCAGGUUAAAGGUGCGUAGCGGGCGAAUGGGCAGUAACUCGUCUCUGUCCGUUAGCAGUCGUCCCGACAUCCAAGACUCCUGGGACCUGCUCAAGCCGGCCUCGCUGGUCUCAUCAGCAGGCACCAGUGCCGAGAGACUAACUGAAGAUUUAAACUCCGCUGUUCCCAAGAUGCCCAACGAGUCAGCCAGCGAAGCCAUGGCACCAAAGGUGAAAACAGAGGAAGUUAACCUUAAAAACACCGCUCCACUGUCAGACAACCUGAUUGACUUCACAGAUCCAACUCCUGUUCUGCCUCCAGUGCAGCAGCCCAAACCCGUCAUCACCCCCCGCUGGAUCAUCCCCACAACUGCUCCUCCCGGCGUCUUUACUAACGGCCUGCUCGACCUUGACCCCCCCGCUAAGGUCAACCCUGCUCUCCCUGCAGAUGGGGGGGCGCCUCUCACCCCUGCCCUCCCCCAACUCGCUCCCACGCGCAACACCAACUCCACCAGCACUGUGGGUCAGCAGCCAAACUCAGAGGAUGGAGCCAAACCAAGAGGUCUCCUGACCACUGAGCUCUGAUGGAGAAAUGAGAAGCAGCCAUCACAACAUUAAUCUCCCUGACUGCUUCCCCCCACCUCACCCCCUCACCCCUCCACACACAAGCAAGCUGGGCCAAGAGGAAAGUGGAACCAGGGAGGAGGCAGCUUACAAACAGAUGUAGCUAAAUUCACGUGAGAAUAAUAGAGAUAUGAUUGCAGGUUUUUCAUCACACAGUUAGAGGCAGUAGUAACAAUUUAGGAUCACCUACAGGAACACAGUCAGUGACCUGCUGUUAUCCAUCCAUCCAACCAAACCUCAGUCACACAACUUGUUAUUUCAUCUUGUUGCUGCAGAGGUGAAGCUGGUCCUGACACACUUAAAUCUCACAACACUAACAUGUAAAAGCGUAGGUCGUCUCUUUUAGCGCUGCUUUCCUCCCCCUUUUUUAUUUUUGACUCACGCUGUUUUACACUGUUAAUCACACCACUGGACUCCUGCGACACUGAGCUUCUGUUCACUCACAGAUCACGUAGCGUGUAGAGCUGCUGAAGUACACUGGAAGAAGAAUCUAUAAAACAGAAAGACUUGGAAGAGAUAAAAACAUCUGGACUCUUGACACGGUGAAACAUGUGGAUAUGAGACUGUACUGUCCUUGUAGCACGACAAACCUUUUUUAAAACUCGGUCAGUACGACGUGAAACUCGACUCGCCACUGGAUACGAAGACUUCACUGGAUUAUCUUUGCAACACUGGAGCUUGAAGGAUUUCUGUGUUUUUUUUUCCUCAAUGGAUGACAAAGAGACGGACACUGUGGAUUUACACCUGAUGUUUUUAUUAUCCUGUUCUUAUCUUUUUUUUUUCAUCUUAUGAAUUUAAUUUCCCCGUCGCAGUGCUUCUGUGUAAUUAAGAGUUGAGCAUCACUAAUGAAAGUUAGUUCUGCGUCUCGUUAAUUUUUUUCCCAGACGUGGCGUGUUCUGCUCCUCUUUAAACUCAUCGUGGCUUCGAGUCAGAGAUGAUUUACAAAUAAUGUGAAGUUUUAAAGUUUUGUCUUAAAUGUGAUCUUUUAUUCCCAUUCAUUUAACUUUUUAAAUUGGUGAUGAAAAUACGUCAAGUGAAACAAAGACGCUGUGGAAACCUUUUGAAAGGAUAAAUGUGAAAAUUCAGUCAUUAUCUACUCACCCUGUUGUUGAUGGAAAGUCGAGAGAAAUUUCAUAAUCCGUAAAACAUUUCUGGAGCUUCACAGCAAAAUAGAGUAUCAGCAUUCUCCAAAACAACAGGCAACAACAUUGUUUUCAAAAGGCGUUAUCUAUGUCCUUAAGUUGAAAUCUUUACUGUAGCUUCUAAGUUAAAAGUGUUGGUGCAUUGAAGGUGUUAAUAACAUAUAAAUUUGGGAUCCCAGGAGUUCUGGAGAUUUAUUUUUGUUGUUGUCUCCAUCUGCUUCAGUUGUUUAGAGAAACGCUGCAACACUGUUCUGCUGUGAAGCUCCAGAAAUGUUUCCUGAAAUACAAAACUUCACCUGACGUUAAAUCAGCUCCGGUGUGAGGAGUGAACUCAUCCUGUAAGUGAGCUGUGAUCUCUGGAGGUGAACGACAUUCCAGCGUUUGGAUUAUCUAACUGGAUAAAUGAAUUAAUAUUUUUUUAGACUGAAAAUGGACCCUGGUGUUUGUAGAGAAUUGUUCCUGCUGUUAACAUGUUGUAGCUUCGACCCUUCAGCCUUAUGGAAAAUGAAUGUAUUCAAAUAGUCUCAUGUGAGAAUGCUGGAGACACCACAGUAUGAAAAUAUCCCCACAGUUUGAUGGUUUAUAAAUUUAACAAUCGUUGAUAUAACUCUGGCAAAUAUAGGUGAUUACAAACCAACUCUGCCAGCUCAUGUUAUGUCGUGGAAUUCAUGUUAAAACCUUUAUUAAAUUCAUGGGACCUUGAAAAUCCCACAGCUGCACUCAGAGCUGAAUAUCAUCAUUUAAAAAAAAAUUCCUUGUCUGUAUAUUCUCAGCGUCUAGUAACACUUUCACAUUGAACUGUUUCAAGGAAAUUAAAACAAUCCUUCUUGGGAAAAUCUACAGUUCAAAUAUGAAAAAAAUUAUUAUUAUUGUAACCAAUCCUCAACAACUAUUGAAAUUAAAACACGUUGCCAGGUUUCCUUUGGGUUUCUUGGAUGUUCAGCACAAAUUUAAACCUCAAUCCAGUGAAAAAUGAGAGAUUAGUGAGACGAAACACACAGAAUGAAUCCAAAAACUUUAACUUUUAAGUUGGACCCCUGAAUUUCAUCAGAUGUAGUACAGCUGUAGGGUUUGACAGUCCCAUGAAUUUAUUAGAUUAACCUGAAUUUUUCAGAGAAAAUCUGUUACAAGUCGUAAAAUGUUGGGAAUUCUGUCUGAGCUGGCAUUAAACAACCCGUAUCUUAAAAGCUGGUUUGGUAAAAUGUGAAAUUGCGGCCUGAUUCUUCCUUUUUUUCCGGUUGUAAAUCAAGAAUAUCAUUUGCUUUUUUUUUUUUUUUAAUUUCACUGCCCUGAACAUCGUCAUCAUUACGCCUGGAUCCUCAUUCACGCUGUCUCUCUGUAGCUUCUUCAUUAUGAUUUCCUGAAGAAGGGAAGCUGACGGUUAUUUAUGCUUCUGCUCAGUUCAAGUGUUCAAACACAACAUGUUGUCCGGUGUGAUAGCGUUCAGUUCUAAUGUGUUGUCAGUAUAAACGGUGUCAGCUGGCUGUAGAUAUGAAGUAGAGCUAUAUAUAUAUUUUUUGAAUAUUAUGUCGACAGUGUUGUUACUACAUUCUGUGCAGAUUUCAUCGUCGAAGUGUUUUUCUAAUUACAAAACUCGUAGGAUUCAUGUUACUGAUGGAGCUGACUGGAAACACGCCGAGUGUGACGUCUCAAAUGCAAUUUUAUAUCAACUUUCUUUUGUGUUUUUUUUCUGGAAUAUCUGAUCAUGAUUCAGUAAAGCUUUGCUACAGUAGGA